UAUGAGCUGAUCAGAAGCACUCCAAAGUCGCCUGAGUAGGCCUGAGCCCAUGGCCAGAGGACUCACUCGAGUGGCAAGGUCUCAACACACAUUCCCCACUGCAAGAAGGGAAGGAUUUAAGAAUCAACUGGACGUCUGAGGAAUGGGAAAUGGUACUCCAGAAGAUGCGAAUUGACUACAACGCCUCCGCGAAUGCAUGGAAGAAGAGUCAUCGUUCAGAUGUUAAUACAAGCCGGAGAAAGACUUACAGAAAAGACGGCAGAGCAGACAGACUGCGCAGUUUGUCAUAUUAUCGACGCAACCGAGACAAGUGCUUGGCUGGUUUUCGGGAGUAUCACAUACGGAACCGUGUGCGACGUUCGGCUUACAAGAAGGGAUACUACCAAGAGCGUCGUGAAGAAAUCAAGAAGCAACACCAGACAGCGGAGUGUAUUGACAAUACCGUCUUGAUAUCUAUAUCGGAGACUGGCAAUAUUGUCACAGACAAGGCUCGAGAUCGAGAGAGCUCACGUAGGUACCGGGAAAAGAAUGUCGAGAAGGUUAAGGCUGCCAACCGAGAACGACUGCAAAGACCAGACGGUCCGUUGUUUGGGAGCCAUUUGACUUCAAUAUAUGCUGAUAUGAACUAUACAGUCGAGGAGGCUCGUCGCUUGAAAGCAAAGGCGUACCGAGAAGCCAACAAAGAUGCCAUCAAGGCGAGACGGGACGCGAAGCGAGCGGCGCAGAGCAAGGAGGAAAGAACAGCUGCAGGCAAGAAGUACUGUGAGAAGAGUGAGGACGAUAUUGUGGAGGAAGUGACUCACCUCAAGCCCGAAAAUCCCAAGGUGAAGCAGCAUUUUGAUUGGAUGAAACGUCAAAUCGGAGCCAGGACGCACGAAGAAGCCCCGAGCGCUGAUGAGUUGGAGGAGACUGUCGACCGUGACGGAGUCGAUCCAGAUGUUGACGAUCCCCAAGCCGGUGACAACCCAGGUGACGACUCGUCCGUUUCCGCCCCCAUCAAGAUCGAUGACAAGAAGAAGACAAAAUACUUUGUCUAA
Exophiala oligosperma is the source of this 1037-nucleotide messenger RNA. RefSeq lists its product as uncharacterized. The coding region runs from base 150 to 1037 and encodes 295 amino acids. The transcript has 8 exons. NCBI's taxonomy places the organism in Eukaryota, Fungi, Ascomycota, Eurotiomycetes, Chaetothyriales, Herpotrichiellaceae. The record is from RefSeq and is a predicted model, not a curated record.